AUGGAAGUGUUUGUCAAAGAACCAUCGGAGCAUAGUCAUGCACCUAAUCCAGAUCGUGUUCAUGUUAUUCGAUUGAAACAUGAAAUUAAAGCCCGUGGUUCAUCAUCGGAUGAAGCGAUCAGCAUUAUAUUAUUUGAUGCAUUACGUAGUAUUCCAUUGAAUGCAGUUCCUGGCUUACCAACGAACAAUGCAUUAAUGCAAACAAUUCGUCGUCAUACAUAUAAUUAA
Messenger RNA from Rotaria sp. Silwood2, 228 nucleotides. The record is from the annotation of a GenBank genome assembly. Lineage: Eukaryota; Metazoa; Rotifera; Eurotatoria; Philodinida; Philodinidae.